Messenger RNA from Penicillium griseofulvum, 3564 nucleotides. RefSeq lists its product as uncharacterized. The record is from RefSeq and is a predicted model, not a curated record. NCBI's taxonomy places the organism in Eukaryota, Fungi, Ascomycota, Eurotiomycetes, Eurotiales, Aspergillaceae. The coding region runs from base 1 to 3564 and encodes 1187 amino acids. The transcript has 5 exons.
AUGUCCCGCCGAGCACCACCCCGCGACUACGACGAGCAAGAUGAGUUCUAUGAAAUGGAACGCGAGCGCGAGCGACAUUAUAGGCCGCGCCGACGAGAUCGCGGCUAUGAGGAAGAUGAAUAUCGUCCCCGAAGGUCCGAGCCUCUACUUGAGGAUAUGGAGCGUAUGCAUAUCCGAGAACGUCCUAGGCGAGACUUCAUGGAAGAGAGCUUUGCUCCACCGCGAGCACGGGAUAAUGUGGCUGUCAUGCGAGAAAGGGAGGAGGUAGAUAUGGUCUCGCCUGAGCGAUCUGUGCCUCUAGACCGUGAUGAUGUCUACAUGCGGCCGCCUGGGCCCCGGCGCAGACCUCGUCCCCGUGAAGUAGACGAGGAAGAUUUUGUUCUUGAGGAGCGAGAGAGACGUCGGGGUAGUCGACGUCAUCCCCGAGAUGUUGACGAGGAUUUGAUUUUCGAGGAGACAGAAAGGCGUGGAGAUAGGAGACAUCGUCCUGACCGAGAGCGAGAAGUCGAAGAGGAUCUUUUCACUGACGAAGAAAGGCGUCGAGACAGAAGACAUCGACGAGAGCGAGUACCCGAAGAGGAUCUUACGUUUGAGGAACAACUAAGGGAGAGAAAUAGUGGUAGGAGGCGUCGCUCAGAGCAAGAAUUUGAGGAGAGUGAGGAACUUGUUGUCGGACGGGGGACUCGAGAAAGUAGACGCCAUCGCCGGGAAUUUGAAGAGGAUGGUAUGAUCAUUGAAGAUAGAGAAAUGCACAGAGGGAGCAGACGUCACCCAGAACGAAGGUCGGAAGAUGAUCUUCUCUCCGAAGAGAGAGAAAAACGCCACCGUAGGCGACGCCCAGAAAGGGAGUUUGAAGAGGAGCUCUUCGUUGAGGGACGAGUAAAAUCUGGAGGAAGAAGACACCACCCAGAGCGCGAAUUCGAGAAAGAGGAUAUGAAAAUUCGACACAAAGAAUGGGAAGAGCCUCCUUUACGUCGCGGAUGGGACAGCGAACUCGACAUUCGAUCGCGUGAAAGGAGAUUGGAGUUUGAGGAAGAGGAAACAUAUCACCGACCACGGGGACGGGGACGGGGACGGGGACGAGAACAGUCUCCGCCUCCCCAAAGGGUCGAGGUGGAAGAGGUCCUCGUGCACGAUGGGCCCAAAGAGCGACGCCGCGGCCCAGUCGAUUUUUCAAAUCAAGAAUCAGAAGACGAUGAUGUGAUCAUCCGGCGGAAGGACAAAGGGCCACGACAGGUUGACCGCGUUGAUGAGGAAAUCGUUACACGCGAACGGCGUGAAAAACGACGAAGUGUACCUUCGGAGGAUCUCGAACGUGAAUUAAGGGGUCUUCGGCGAGGAGUUAAGGAACAAGUUCCACUUGAUGAAGAGCUUAGUAUGCGUGCGCAGGUUGACUCCAAGUCACGCUCCCGAGACCUUGAAGAGGUUGAGGAAGAGAUCAGUAUUCGGAAAACAAAGGAUAAGGUCCCAUCUCGCAAGCCUUCGCCUUCUUUGGAUUCGAUACAUGUGCCCCCAAUCCAUCAGGACGUGUUUACCCACCAUAGGCACAUUGACCACGGCUAUAAAGAUGCUCGUACACCUCGUGUCCGCAGUCCAGAACCGCGGUCUCGAAGGGGUAGUUUUGAUGAGAUUGAUAUUCACCAUCGAAAAAUGCGAGGAGGACAAGUGUCAGAGGAAAAAAUAGUGCUCAAACACCGUGAUAGUGAAGAGUCUCUUGCUCCGGAAGAUUCGAUAUCGCCGACUAGCGGCCCAAGUCUUGAUUUCAAAGAUCCAUGGGAGCGAGCAUCAGCAUACACAACUCGUCGUCGACCCAAGCCACUAGAAGAUGAGAGCGAGUCAGCUUACAGCCGAAGGGAUGCACCUUCCAUGCGUGACAUGGAAGAAGAGAUAGUGAUCGAGAGCACACGAACAAUGGAAAAGGCCCCUAGAGGCACAGACGAAUGGUCUGUGGUGCAUGCUCCAUCCCAGGAGGAAGCCAUUGAGAUGACUGGAGCUCUAGACGUUGUUGAGGUCAAACCCCGACAGGCGUCGGUGGACGAAGUUGAAGUGGGAAGAGUUGCUCAGCAUGUCACAGAACCAGAGGAGACGCGAAAUGAUCGAUGGACCGAGAUAACCAAGAAACUGAUAGUGAGGGAAGCCAUUGAACGCAUGGGAUUCGAGUAUGAAGAGACGAGGACGUCGUACUAUAUCUUCUCGUUCCUCCAACCAGAGGACAUAGAUGAGCUUGUUGAAUUGUCCGACGAGAUUCGGAGUGCUCGCCGUAGACGCAUUCGUGAUAUUCAACGGGAGCGGUCGUCUGUGCCUGAUAUCACACCCCAUAUGAUACCUCGUACCAUUCCGUCAGGCUCACACAGCCGCUCACGUACUGUGGUUCGUGUAAAUGACGAGAACUUCAACAUACCAUCCCCCCAGCGAAGAAACCUCAUUCGCCAGCUCAAGGAUGCCCUACAAGGGCAAGAAGUCCCUGCCCCAUUCUGGGCCAUUGUCCAGUUGUGUGACCUCGACAAGCUUGAGAACAUUGUACAAAUGGCCCACCUUUCACUGCAAAUCAUGGACAUCUUGGCUGACCUCAGUUGUGGUCUUCCAUUUAAAUGGACGGUGAAACCAUCCCCCGCUCAAAGAGAUGCAGCAUUCCCAAUGCCGAAUGAUCCCCCUCCUGCUUGGAGUCAGCCGAAACAUGCUUCCCGAACUGCGAUUUGGGACGCCAGAGAACGAGAUGGACACAGAUGUGUCAUCACAGGCACCCGCAAGAUGUUCCUAGCCGUUCCAAUCUUUCCGUCUGGCUUGACCACCUCCCGCUUGCAGGAUGACCCGCUUUCUCCGACCAUUUGGAGGUUUACUGAUAUGUUCUGGGGACAGAGCACCACUCAGAGAUGGAGAAGAGCUGUGUUCAAUAACCCAAUCCAGCCCGACAGCCCUGUCAAUGAUUGCUCCAAUGUGAUCUGCCUUCGGAGAGACAUUCGAUCUGCAUGGACAUCUGGUUUGUUUGCCCUUCGCCCCGCCUGGAUUUCCGACGAUAUGACCGAAAUUGAAAUUGAGUUUUUCUGGCAGCCAAAGCCUGACCACGGGCUACACGAUGUGGUUGAUCUGGAAAAGCUUCCUAAGUCUAGCAAGUGGGUCAGAAAAGUGGACAACCUCGUCUUGACUGUAGGCGUUCGAGGUGAACGAUCUUAUCGCGAGAUUGAGUCCGGCCACCGCUUCAGAAUGACAACUGACGACCCCAUCAAGCGACCACUCCCGAAUUUCGACUUGCUGGACAUGCAAUGGCAAUUCAGUCGACUGAUCGCCUUGUCCGCUGCGAUCACUCUCUACGACGACGACGAUGAUGACGAUAACACAUCAGUGGCUACCCGAUCAAGCCAGGCUACUCAAUCACCCCAGAAUACCCAAUCCAACCAGCCCCCCAAUUCGGAAGAUUUGGGGGACAUUCUGGCUUGGGUUAAAUCUUCUUCAUCCGAUGCCGAUCCCAAUGCCGAUGACGAUUCCCCUGAGAGCGACUUCGUGGAGGACAUCAACGAAUUGAUGAUUGGCCCUCUGCCAGGGUCGAGCAGCUCAGAGAGUUAA